AUGUGGCUUAUUGCGCUGGUUGCGUGUUUCCUACUGUUCUCUACGCGCUCAUUUUUGUCGGCUGCGGAACGGGCGAUCUACGACGCCUGGGAUGCUCGAUCCACCCGGGAGAUUUUCCUGAAUUUCGCCACAUCUCCAGCCUCUGAUGCUGGCUUGGCUAGCACAGCCGCAGCCAGGGCAGCUGAGGCAGCGAUCCUGGAUGCGGUGGAUGUGUCGGACACGGACAUUGCGCAGCUUCGGAGGCUCGAGCAGCGCCUCACUGAUGGCACUUACAACCCCGCGUGGUUGGCUGCCCGGCGUUGGAGGCUCACGGCUGGCCGCUUCGUUGACGUUCGUAGAGUCGGGAGGCACAAAGAGUUGGCCAAGGGGUGGCUGGAUCAGUGGUGGUACCGAGGUCAGGAGCGCUUGAAUCACAAGAUCAAUCGAUCAAUCGCUUUUGAGGACCGUAUGCUGGAGAGAUACAGGCAGACACAUGCGGGAGUUCAGAGUGUUGGCUUGCUGGUCUCCAAACAGUUUCCGUGGUUGGGAGCGUCGCCGGAUGGAUUGGUCAUGUCAGGUGAUCAGCCACAGUACCUCAUCGAGAUCAAAAGUAUGAGAGCAUCCUUGGGCAAGAAGUCCCCUGCAUGGCAUCAGAUGCAAGGGGCCAUGGCCAUCGCUUCUGAUGCCUUUGGAGUUCCUGUCGAGUCAUGCAAACUCAUCGACCCCGUGGAAAUUUACAACAUCCGGUUCGACAAACCCUGGUGGGACAGGUACCUGGUACGGCUACGACACUUCUACUUUGGAACCUACCUGCCGAUGGCUGCGAAGCGCAUUCUUCGAAGACUCAGCCAAUGA
This is a messenger RNA of Effrenium voratum, 834 nucleotides long. The record is from the annotation of a GenBank genome assembly. Lineage: Eukaryota; Dinophyceae; Suessiales; Symbiodiniaceae.